AUGGACAGAGCGAUGCUGCUUGGGCUGCUGUCGCUGUGCACGCCCCUGGUGCAGGGCAUCGGCUUCAAGCAGGAGUUGAAGCUGGAGCUCAGGCCAGAUCUCCAGCCGGAGUACCAGCCGGAGCGCACGGGCCCCCAGGCCGCCAGCGCCCCCAGCCUUGACGCCGCUCACAAGGCGAGGACCAUGUCGGCCCAGGCCCUGCAGUACUUCCGCGGGAUCGACAAUUUGGGUGGCCACACGAGGCCCCUGCUCCUGAUGACCCUGAGGUCCAACGAGGUCGUCUCCAUCGGCGGGGACUUCAUGCCCUCGGAGGAGUUCGACAGCUCCGGCGAGGAGCGGAGGCAGACCCAGGGCGAAGCUCUGCCCUGGGGCAUCGGCUCCCCCCGGGCUGGCGACAGCGCCCCGGUCUUCCAGUACUCGGGCAUGCCGACGCUCGACUUUCCCAAGUCCGCCAUCGAGUACAGCUUGGAGGCCGGGGGCAACCUCCAGUCCUUCAGCAGCGCCCGGCAGGACGUCAAGCUCAUCACGCAGGUGCUGGAGAACGUCACCAACGGCUUCUUCCUGGACACCAACGGCGGGGACGGCGAGCGGCCGAGCAACACGCUGCUGCUCGAGCUCACCGGCUGGCGCGGCCUCAUCACGGAGCCCAUGAUCUACACUUAUGCGGACCUGUGGGGCAAGAUGCGAAAGGCGUGGAUUUUCCUCGGGUGCAUGUCUCCGCACGAGAACGCCACCAAGAUCGGCUUCGACAUUGACGGCAACAUCGACGAGAGGAGCGGCCACAGGAUCCACGCCUAUCCCAUCAACAGCUUCCUGGCCGAGAUGGGGGGUCUCACGACGGUUGACUUCUGGAAUCUGAAGACCGGUCACUACGAGGCGGAGGUCCUGAAUGAGACCCUGAUCAAGUCAGGGAGCAACAUCGAGUUCGGUGUCAUCCUCGUCUCUUUUGACGGCCGUGCUGCCGGCCUCGGUGACUCCCCGUGGGUGCAGUUCCGGUCCAAGGACGACACCGAGACUCUCAUUUGGACGAUCUUCGCGACCGCAGGCUUCAGCUACAUUGGCGGCCUGGACGCGUACAUGACCGAGGACGCGACGCCGCGCCUCGUGUACAACGACCACGUGUUCGUGAACCCCGCGUACUUCACAGCGCGCAACAUUCCCGUACCCGGAGCCGUCAAGGCGGCGCCGCCGCCGCGGAUGGCAGUUCCUGGCAACGCCAGAAGCUGGCAGGGCUUCUGGGACACGUGGGACGAGGGACUGACUCCCGACCAGGAGGUCGACGCGUUUGUCGAGUACAUCUCCAAAGCGAAGGCGGCUGCAGCUGCGACGGAGAUUGUGCCCUAUGCGCAUCGCGUUGACCCAUCCCAUGCACCUUGA
Messenger RNA from Prorocentrum cordatum, 1377 nucleotides. NCBI's taxonomy places the organism in Eukaryota, Dinophyceae, Prorocentrales, Prorocentraceae. The record is from the annotation of a GenBank genome assembly.